AAUGCCACUCAUAUGUAUCAGAAGACGUGACAUUCAGGUUCUAAACACCAUCAAGGAUACACGAUGUUUUCAAACGAUCAGCCAUCUAAAAUUCAAGAUAUGACAGGAGACGUUUCGAAUAGCAUCCUUCAAAAUGUCGAUAACAAUUCUAUCCGCGAUCCUUUUUACCAUCGGCGCCUCGAAUCAUCUUGCUCGAAUAAUUAUUUCGUCAAAACGAUGGAACGGCAGUCCUGUGAUGAGCACAUAACGAAUGACUUGCCGCUAAUGCCGAUCGGAACCACAUCGAUAACAUCGAUCGCGUCCAAGUGUUUCGACAUCGAGGCGGACAACGAGCAAAGUAUUUACAGUGACGGAUUUCUAGAGCGUUGCAUGGAACUGGCGAGUUAUAACCAUCCCGUCUGUGAUAGAGAAAUCAUCACUUGGUUCAGACAAGUUCGACGACGGUGUUCCAACAUUCGCAAUUGGCUACCAAAGAUGUGUUCGUGCAUGGAGACUGAUAGCUCAUUCCUUGGUCAAUCUGCAUGCAGUUACCAACGACUGAAUCCAAAAAAGAAUCUGUUCUGUUCUUUUGCCCGUGUUUGCACAUCAAAAAAAUUCGCUCAACAAUCAGACGAAAGCGAAGAUGACGAAAAACAGACGGAGGAACUGCGAUUUUACUGCGAUGAUGAUACUUCCUACGACAUGAUCGUUGAGAUGAAUCUUCGCGUAAUCGAUUUGUGCGAAAUUCUUAAAAGGAAAAAAAAUACUAUUGAAAUCGAUUGGACGAUCGUAGAAACCUGGCCAGAGCUAGAAAUAGAACGUACAUUAGAAGAUCACGAAGACAUUUUGGCUGUGCAUAGAGAGAUGAAAACAUUUUCUGUUAAGCGAUCACGAAAAUUUUUUUUCCGUCAAGAUUAUUUUAAGUAUCAGUUUUUCCAUGAUCCAAAGCUAUUCUCUCCCACUGAGAUGAUCAAGAUUCCAGCCGUCUUUGCGGAAGACUGGGACGCCUUGAACGAAGCGGAAGCCACAUUACAAAAAUAUCUUGAAGACGAAGGUGUAGAAUGCCCAGAAGUAUUCGGUUUAGCGUGGAUACAAAACGGCCGUUUGGACGUUUGGAGAAGAAUCCAUUUGCUUCUUCGAGAUCGAAAGCUUUACCAAACGAAAAAGAAAAGGAAGCAAACGUUUUUGUUCGCCCACUUGUCGGAUUACGCGGUGUAUAAGAUCACAAACACCAGGAAGAGAUACGGAGCACCCUUCCCGUGGGGCAUUUGCCUGAGGCCGACCAGCACCGGCCAACUCAAAACCAUCGAGUCUGGAGAAGCCGGACUCAAGGUCAUCGCUUUCCACAGUGAAAAGUCUCGCGCCUGUUGGCUCACGGCCAUGAGACUCGCCAAGUACGGCAAGCAACUGAGAGAAAACUACAGAGCCUUUAAGAAUAAACAGUGCGAACAAACUGACAGCCCAAAGGAUCGAUACGUCAACUACAACGUACCCAACGAAUCAGUGCGGUCACGCGUGGCCAUGGAUUUUACCGGAAGCGUGGGAAGGAUCGUGGAAGAUCCAAAAGAGGCGAAGAAUAUCGCCGAGAACGAAGGGAUAAAUUGGCGGCGAACGUGGAGGCCAUUCUCGAGGCCGCCUCAGGGUUGCGCUAUGGUACGAUUGCACGGAUUGGACGAUGGAUUUCAUGUUUUGCAACCAUGGUUUCACAGAGGAUUGAAAAGAGAUAUCGCCGCAGCGAUAGUUCGAGACCACGGUUCUGUUGACGGCGUAUUCCUGGUACGGGAAAGCAAGAGCAAUUUGGGUGCAUAUGUGCUCACGUAUAAGUACAGUGAGAAAGUAUUCCACGCACAGAUUCAGCCUGUUUUCGACGAGCGAUGCAACUGCUGGCUGUAUACUCUUGACAAGGGCAUAACCCGGUUCUAUGACUUACUCCAACUGAUCGAAUUCUAUCAAUUGAACGCGGGUUGUUUGCCUACCCGACUAACUCACUACGUACAGAACGGCGUUCCCGAGAUGCUUCCUCUUCCGGUUCCUGUACCGUUGCAGCAGGAGGAUGGCGGAGGGUCACCACCAUCACCUAUCGAAUUCGAUCGACGGCUCAGCAGUAACGUAGGUGGUACCACGACUCCCAUUUCUGCUGCUUAUAACGCCGGACAUAAGAGCAUCUGAGGAUAGGAAUUCCAGCGGCCCGCUAGCGUCGAAGAGCGUCUCGUCACGGCCGACUGUUCCCUCGACUACGCUUCUCGACUGAACGGAAUCGCAAACGAGAACAGGUCCGGUGACGCGAACGUUCGAUCUGCGCGCUCGGGUUGCUGGAGUUUGUGCUUGUGCAGCUACAGUAAAUGGAAUUUGUAGCGCGGAUUUUCUGUAGCCAGACAGAAAGAGAAAGAGAGAGAAAGAGAGAGAGAGAAAGAUAAAGAUAGAAUGCCUCUUUGUGGCUAACACUGUUAAAAACAGGGAAAAAAAAAGAACAAAAAGAAGAAGAAGAAGAAGAAGAAGAGAAAUGAUACAAAUCGAUAUGAUAUGUAUAUGAAACCGAUAUGUAAUGAAAAGUGAGCAGAGCUUUGCGGGCUUGUACCGCAAUAUUACGCCCAUCUUCGUUUCCUACUUCUCAUUUCGUUCACGCGUAACCGUAAAUGGAUUCGUUCGCCGUGAUUAACUGGUAUUUCAAAAAUCGGCUUUGAUAGCGGUUAAUCAAUCCCGAUUUUUCGAGUCAUGUAUCACAGCGAUGCACGGUCAAUUCUUUGAUUGAAUCGUGUUACGAAUCGAUUUACAGAUACGAAUUUUUUUGAAAGGAAGCGAGGAUCAGGUGCAGUAGUGGCAUAAGGAAAGAAACGAGUAUUCGUUAGAGGUCACGUUAUUAUUAAGACGAUUAUCAUCGAUGCAAAUUACGAUAAAAUAUAUAUUUUGUACGAACAAGUAGUAGGAUAAAAAA
Messenger RNA from Apis dorsata (giant honeybee), 2914 nucleotides. RefSeq names its product growth factor receptor-bound protein 14-like. Bases 64 to 2148 code for a protein of 694 amino acids. Lineage: Eukaryota; Metazoa; Arthropoda; Insecta; Hymenoptera; Apidae. The record is from RefSeq and is a predicted model, not a curated record. The transcript has 12 exons.